AUGAAGGCUGGUGAUGGUGUUUUGAAUGUCACAUCCACGGCACUGGUGUUACUGAAUAUGAGGAAUUUGCGAGAUUACAAGCCAGUGAGAGACAUGGUCCAACCUAAUUCCAAGUCACUGUGGGGAAACCAUUUUGCAUUCUUGCAUGUGCCGAUAUUGAAAGUGAAACCGAGCGAUUCUCAGUUCUCUAAUCCUUUGAAGUUUGUCCACAAAGCUCAUGAGGUGAUCAAGAGGAAACGGAGCUCCUUUGGUGUAGUCCUCACAGGGAAGCUACUUGAGAUCAUGAUGAAAUGUAGAGAUGCAGAGGCAGUAGCAAAGCACAUCAGCAGGACAUCGAGAAACUCGAGCAUGGGCAUCUCCAACGUUAUGGGGCCAAUGGAGAAAUUGUCUCUAGGUAAUCAUCCUGUUAAAGGCUUGUACUUCAGAGUCGCCGGCACACCUGAGGUAUAUUUCUAGUUAUCAUUAAUUUUGAUUUCAACCCAAGAGCAUAAAAUUACCAAUGCUUGAUUGGUGGGU
Syzygium oleosum is the source of this 516-nucleotide messenger RNA. Its product is annotated as wax ester synthase/diacylglycerol acyltransferase 7-like. The record is from RefSeq and is a predicted model, not a curated record. Gene Ontology annotation, biological process: triglyceride biosynthetic process. The transcript has 3 exons. The coding region runs from base 1 to 456 and encodes 151 amino acids. NCBI's taxonomy places the organism in Eukaryota, Viridiplantae, Streptophyta, Magnoliopsida, Myrtales, Myrtaceae. Gene Ontology annotation, cellular component: plasma membrane. Gene Ontology annotation, molecular function: long-chain-alcohol O-fatty-acyltransferase activity; diacylglycerol O-acyltransferase activity.